Messenger RNA from Micropterus dolomieu (smallmouth bass), 1092 nucleotides. RefSeq lists its product as uncharacterized. Bases 174 to 863 code for a protein of 229 amino acids. The record is from RefSeq and is a predicted model, not a curated record. The transcript has 2 exons. Lineage: Eukaryota; Metazoa; Chordata; Actinopteri; Centrarchiformes; Centrarchidae.
AAGUUCGAACUUCUUUCUGCACCUGAACGCUGACAGGAGCUGCUGACCUUUGACAAGUGAAACUCUUCACCUGUGGAAAAAGUGCUAACUUGUUGAAAGGUGACAGACAUUAAAGAAAAGAUCUCUGCUGAACAUCUGGAAGUGAGAAAGCAGCUGUUGCAGUGAGGAAAAAAAUGGUCUCCAGUGGUUUCUGCCGUGAGGAACACCUGCUGACUUUAGGCAUCGUCCGUUUGCUGGAUGACCGCUAUGCUGCUCUGCCUCGGCCAGGACGCGUUCUUCAGAUGAUCGUGACCAACCUGAGGAACCGUCCUCUGAGCAGCACAAGUGUCGCCUCCAUGAGGGAGUCCAUCCUGAGCAUGUACCACCACCUCAUCACAGGCUCCAAGGACUUCCCUUUGAUUCCAUUCAAGGGGUCCUUACGGACACGUCAGACGGCCACACCCUUCGUCCCCGUGGACCAGGAGGAGAGGGAGAACACCACACCCUCUUUAACGGACGAACCAGCUGGUAUUUUGGUUCCCACUGCAGGCUUGAGCUCUUCAGCUCCUAAUAUACUGACUGCAGCUCAUCCUGAGAGGACGGAGCUGGGGGCCCUGAGGGCCGACCCCAGGAACUGUGUCCGACGGAUGGAGUUUGACGGCGAGACUGUGACCAGAGUCAUCUCCACUGGGUCCCGCUUUGAAGGCACCGAGGUGACCAACCGCUGGAGAGUGAGUGACUACAGCGGAGACGGUCGCAUUCUCAUGUCCGUCCUCUGCCAGUUCACCAGAGAGUCCACGUAUUGUGCACGGACUCUGAGGAAGAAGAGGAAGGGCACUGAGGAAGAGAGCAGCACUCGACCAAAGAAACGCCUGAGAGUGUGACUGACGUUUUAUUGUCUUGCUGGCAGGGUGGCAUGAAAGACCUUUAGUUUUUACUCCUCAGGGCUGGCCUUUGCUUUUGGCAGGGCUUGUCAGGCCCCUGGUAGCGUCUUGCACCGGGGCCCCUGCACCAUAUGAAACAGGUGGUUGUCUGAGGGGUAAAUAUUGUAUAUAUGUAUAUAGUUUGUUCAUCAUGGAUGUAGCACACAGGCUCAGUGUUUUCAGUGCGUCU